Messenger RNA from Petromyzon marinus (sea lamprey), 1245 nucleotides. RefSeq names its product G protein-coupled bile acid receptor 1 (gene GPBAR1). Gene Ontology annotation, cellular component: plasma membrane. Gene Ontology annotation, biological process: G protein-coupled receptor signaling pathway. The record is from RefSeq and is a predicted model, not a curated record. Lineage: Eukaryota; Metazoa; Chordata; Hyperoartia; Petromyzontiformes; Petromyzontidae. Gene Ontology annotation, molecular function: G protein-coupled bile acid receptor activity.
UAUACUGUACACCUAAACGCACGGUGUAGAAAAGUAAUAUUUGAACGUUUUCAUCUGACAGCGGCAGCCACUUCUCACCGACGAAUUCUCCACGUGUUCAUAUGAAAAAAAAGUACCAGACUUUACCCCACCCACCCACCGCUUCAUCAUCAUCACCACCACCACCAUCAUAACAAGAACCCGACGGUGCCUCCACCGCCACCACCGUCAACUCCACAGAACCAUGUACAGCUGGCUCGCAGACAACGCAACAUCUCCCUCUUGGCAACUACAACAGCAUCAGCAGCAGCACCAGCAGGAUACCGACGACGCGAGCCCAUGCCGCACGCGGGACCCGCGACGGCUUCUCGUGCUCACGGUGGCACUCUGCGCACCGCUCAGCGCGCUCAUCCUCCUCGGCAACUUGGUGACGGUGGUCGGCAUCGCCGCGUCCCUCCGUCGCUCACGCGCUUCGCCGGCUCCCAGCUCCCUGCUCCUGCUGAGCCUGGCCGUGGCCGAUGUGAUGCUCGGCGGCACCCUGUCCACGUUUCCCCGCAUGGGUGUCGGUCGCAGCGAGCGCACGCUGUGCGUGCUGCAGCAGCUGCUGCCCAACUUCGCGGCGCUCUCCCUGCUCGCGAACCUCGUGGCGGUGCACGCCGAGAGGUUCCUGAGCGUGGCGUGGUCGUUCCGCCACGGCGACUCGCGCAUCCGCAGGCUCUGCCCACUGCUGAUCGUCGCGGCUUGGGUGGUGCCACUAACGUACGCUUCUCUCCCGGCCCUGGGCUGGAACAACUGGCCACCCGGGAAUGGCAGCGAGCACAUAUGCUGCUUCAAGCUUCACUUUCCGCCCGCUUACAUCUACCUGGAGAUAUACGGGCUCAUUGUGCCUGGCGUGCUGGCUAUGGCGGUCCUGUCGGCCCGGGUCCUGUGCAUCGCCCGGCACCAUGUCCGCAACAUCGGCCGCCUGCAGCGCUCGGCCAACGCGGGACGGCUGCCCGAGGGCGCGCGGCGUGCGCGGGCGCGGCAGAUACGCAGCCUCUUGUUGUCCUCGACUGCGUUCUGCGCAUGCUGGCUGCCCUACCUGGUGUUCGUGCAGACUUCCUUCUUCAUGAGCCUGAGCACAAGGUCAGAGGUUCAAUUACAAAACGACAAUGGGAUUUUUUCCCCCUCGAGUUGUUAAUGUUGUGGGUUUACUCUCCAAGCACAACGGUGUGCUGAACUAGUAACGAAUUGGUAUGUUUUGUUUAUGUUACAAACCUUACUAAU